Molecule: messenger RNA, 860 nt
Organism: Paecilomyces variotii
Lineage: Eukaryota; Fungi; Ascomycota; Eurotiomycetes; Eurotiales; Thermoascaceae
Product: ribose/galactose isomerase
Exons: 1
Coding region: 202-696 (164 amino acids)
Biological process (GO): carbohydrate metabolic process
Cellular component (GO): intracellular anatomical structure
Molecular function (GO): isomerase activity
Source: RefSeq, a predicted model, not a curated record
GGGAUGACGCGGGGAAUAGAGAGGGAAUAUAGAUGGCUAUAAAACCCCCAUCCCGAAUAUCUCUCGUCAGCGCUGGUGGUCUUCUGUCAUCUCUUCACGUCCAGACAAUCCAUCGUUCGUUCCGGCCUUGCAUAUUUCCUGCGCUAAGAUCUACUACAGCUACAUACUUUACGGUCUAUACAUCAAUCCAUUCCUUGUACCAUGUCGUCGGACCUCAAGCCUCUCCGCAUCGUCCUGGCCUGCGAUGACGCCGGAGUCCCCUACAAGGAGACCAUCAAGGCCCUCUUCGAGAAGCACCCGCUCGUCGAGUCCGUUACCGACGUUGGCGUCGCCAGUGCUGAUGACAAGACCGCCUAUCCUCACCCAGCCGUCACUGGGGCCAAGCUCAUCGCCGAAGGCAAGGCUGACCGCGGCCUCUUCAUCUGUGGCACUGGCCUCGGGGUCGCCAUCGCCGCCAACAAGGUGCCUGGCAUCCGCGCCGUCACUGCCCACGAUCCCUUCUCCGUUGAGCGCUCCAUCCUGAGCAACGACGCCCAGGUGCUGUGCUUCGGCCAGCGCGUCAUCGGGAUCGAGCUGGCCAAAAAGCUGGCCACCGAAUGGCUCACCUACCGCUUUGAUCCCAAGAGCAGCUCUGCCGCCAAGGUCCAGGCCAUCAGUGACUACGAGACCAAGCUGAAGCUUGUCAACGGCCACUAGAAACAAAGUCUAUCUUUCUUAUGACAUGUCUACCAGCGCUUGCUUUCAGGAAUCAAGGAUCAAUGACGAAUUGAACCCAAUCCCGCUUAUAGGGUGUCACGCGCAGGGUGCGUGGAGACGAUUUCUUUCUCUUUAUGAAGAGACAGAUCGAACUAUAUAUGAGU